AUGAAUGCAUCAUCAGAUCGCAAAAAACCGCCUGCUGAAUCACAAAGACACUCACGUGAAUCUCGCCAUCCGCACAAAUAUCGCACAAGACCAACAGCGAAAGUUGAACCGCAUCGGAUUUCAGACCAUCGUGAGGCUUCAGUGCGUCGAGCGCCGGAUGUGCCUCAUAGGGGAGUCAAAUAUUUCAACUGGUAUCCUGCGAGCAGUUCGACCGAGGACAAUGAGGAUACGUUUAAUCUGGAUGUGCGGUCCCCCACGGAGGGUGACAUACCACAGUGGCAAGACAGUCCCUCAUGUGUCAGAACAAGGGUCAUUCCAGAGAUAUCCUCUGUACACCGUGAUCUGCCUUUGCCUCCACUCGCACAACCGUGUACUGCCCAGCCGAAACCCUGCACGACAACUCUUGUAAAUGAAUCCAGCCAUCCUGAAGAAUUUUUGGUGAACAAGUCUAUCGCUAGCCGGCACAUCGCGGCGCCAGUUCCAAAACCAGGCACUGGUGCACGGACUGGUGACUCGGCGGUGUGGGCUGGGGUCGUCGCUCUCGGGACCAGUCCCGUAGUUCCGGUUGGUGGCGCGACCACAGAGUAG
Molecule: messenger RNA, 588 nt
Organism: Opisthorchis viverrini
Lineage: Eukaryota; Metazoa; Platyhelminthes; Trematoda; Opisthorchiida; Opisthorchiidae
Exons: 2
Coding region: 1-588 (195 amino acids)
Source: RefSeq, a predicted model, not a curated record